UGGUUGCGUGGAGGGUUGUUUGAUUUCCACCCCCAUUCCCCUCUUUUUCUUUUCUUUUCUUUUCCCUUUUUCCCCCCUUUCCUUCCUGAGUCUUAUUAAUUUCUCUGCGGGGUUGCGGCUGGAGACCGUGGAGCGUUGGAAAUGACGCUCGGAGCUUUAAUUACCGCAAUGGCUGGACAAGUGUGAGGAAAGCUGACAGGGGAAAAAAAAGAGGGACAGGAUCCCGGAGAAGCAAAGAAGUAACCCCCUCUCCUUUUCCCUCCAGAUUUGGACAGGAGGUGCAAGGAGACUGAAGAGAGAGCUGAACAUAGCCCGGCUUUGGGGGAGAGGCCGGAACCCUGCCGCCUCUUUGCAAUCAACUUUUUUUGGAAGCCUUCCCCCCCUCUUUCUUUUUAUUGUUGACCAACCAGUGAGAGAAAGAGAGGGAGCGAGCGAGCGAGCGAGCGAGAAAGUGAGGAGGGAGCGAGCGAGCGGAGGAUCACUCCGGGAAAUAGCUGUACCAUUCUGCUUGGAGCACCAGCCGCACAGUCGCGCACACUCCCACCCGCGCGCACUCUCCCGCGGUCCCUUGCCCGGUCCGCGGGUCCCCGGGCCCUGGAAGCCGCCCGCGCCGCCGACUCGCUCGCCAGCCCCGGGAGCCCGUGCACCGCGCGCGCCGUGCCCGUCCCCCUCGCGCCCCCAACGCGCUCCCGGCUGAGGGGGAAAAUCUCCUCCGCGUGCCCGCAAGGGGCUAUGCCAUUUGGACAUGUAAUUGUCAGCGCGGGAUCUGAGACUUGCCAAAAAUGAAGCUGGCGACGGGACUGUGGGUCUGGGGGAGCCUUCUGGUGGCAGCGGGGACCGUCCAGCCCAGCGCUUCUCAGUCAGUGUGCGCAGGAACCGAGAAUAAACUAAGCUCUCUCUCUGACCUGGAACAGCAGUACCGAGCCUUGCGCAAAUACUAUGAAAACUGUGAGGUAGUCAUGGGCAACCUGGAGAUCACCAGCAUCGAGCACAACCGGGACCUCUCCUUCUUGCGGUCUAUCCGAGAAGUCACUGGCUAUGUACUGGUGGCCCUGAACCAGUUUCGUUACCUGCCCCUGGAGAAUUUGCGCAUUAUUCGUGGGACAAAACUGUAUGAAGAUCGCUAUGCCUUAGCCAUCUUCCUAAACUACAGGAAAGAUGGAAACUUUGGACUACAAGAACUUGGAUUAAAGAACCUGACUGAAAUUCUAAAUGGUGGAGUCUACGUAGACCAGAACAAAUUCCUGUGUUAUGCUGACACCAUACACUGGCAGGAUAUUGUCAGAAACCCAUGGCCUUCCAACAUGACUCUGGUGUCAACAAAUGGGAGCUCUGGAUGUGGAAGAUGCCAUAAAUCCUGCACUGGCCGAUGCUGGGGGCCCACAGAAAAACACUGCCAGACCUUGACAAGGACUGUGUGCGCUGAACAGUGUGAUGGCAGGUGCUAUGGACCCUACGUGAGUGACUGCUGUCAUCGAGAGUGUGCUGGAGGCUGCGCAGGACCAAAGGACACCGACUGCUUUGCCUGCAUGAACUUCAAUGACAGUGGAGCCUGUGUUACUCAGUGUCCACAAACAUUUGUCUACAACCCAACCACCUUUCAACUGGAACACAACUUCAAUGCAAAGUACACGUAUGGAGCAUUCUGUGUGAAGAAAUGCCCACACAACUUUGUGGUAGAUUCCAGUUCUUGUGUGCGUGCCUGUCCUAGUUCCAAGAUGGAGGUUGAAGAAAAUGGGAUUAAAAUGUGUAAACCUUGCACUGAUAUUUGCCCCAAAGCAUGUGAUGGCAUCGGCACGGGAUCACUGUUGUCAGCCCAGACUGUGGAUUCCAGUAACAUUGACAAAUUCAUAAACUGCACAAAGAUCAACGGCAAUCUCAUCUUCCUUGUGACUGGGAUUCACGGGGACCCUUACAAUGCAAUUGACGCCAUAGACCCAGAGAAACUAAAUGUCUUUCGGACAGUUAGAGAAAUAACAGGUUUCCUGAACAUACAAUCUUGGCCCCCAAAUAUGACAGAUUUCAGUGUUUUCUCUAACCUCGUCACCAUAGGAGGGAGAGUCCUCUACAGUGGCCUCUCGUUGCUUAUUCUCAAACAACAAGGCAUCACCUCCUUACAGUUCCAGUCCCUGAAGGAGAUCAGUGCAGGCAACAUCUACAUUACUGACAACAGCAACCUGUGCUAUUAUCAUACCAUUAACUGGACGACACUCUUCAGCACCAUUAACCAGAGAAUAGUGAUCCGAGACAACAGAAGAGCUGACAACUGUACUGCUGAAGGGAUGGUGUGCAACCACCUCUGUUCAAGUGAUGGCUGUUGGGGACCUGGACCAGACCAGUGCCUUUCAUGUCAGCGUUUCAGCAGGGGGAAAAUCUGCAUAGAGUCGUGCAACCUCUAUGAUGGGGAAUUUCGAGAGUUUGAAAAUGGUUCCAUCUGUGUUGAAUGCGACUCUCAGUGCGAGAAGAUGGAAGACGGUCUCCUCACGUGCCAUGGACCGGGCCCUGACAACUGUACAAAGUGUUCUCAUUUUAAGGAUGGUCCAAACUGUGUGGAGAAAUGUCCAGAUGGCCUACAGGGAGCGAACAGUUUCAUUUUUAAGUUCGCAGAUCAGGAUCGGGAGUGUCACCCAUGCCAUCCGAACUGUACCCAAGGGUGUAACGGUCCCACUAGUCAUGACUGCAUUUACUACCCAUGGACGGGCCAUUCCACUUUACCACAACAUGCUAGAACUCCGCUGAUUGCAGCUGGAGUCAUUGGUGGGCUUUUCAUCCUGGUCAUCAUGGCUUUGACAUUUGCAGUGUACGUCAGAAGGAAGAGCAUCAAAAAGAAACGAGCCUUGCGGAGAUUCCUGGAGACAGAGCUGGUAGAGCCCUUGACCCCCAGUGGCACAGCCCCGAACCAAGCUCAACUUCGCAUUCUGAAGGAAACGGAACUGAAGAGGGUAAAGGUCCUGGGCUCGGGAGCUUUUGGAACCGUUUAUAAAGGUAUUUGGGUGCCUGAAGGUGAAACAGUGAAAAUUCCUGUGGCUAUUAAGAUCCUCAAUGAGACGACUGGCCCCAAAGCCAAUGUGGAGUUCAUGGAUGAGGCUCUGAUCAUGGCAAGUAUGGACCAUCCACAUCUAGUUCGCUUACUGGGCGUGUGCCUGAGCCCCACUAUCCAGCUGGUUACCCAACUGAUGCCGCAUGGCUGCCUACUGGACUAUGUCCACGAACACAAGGAUAACAUAGGAUCGCAGCUGCUCUUGAACUGGUGUGUCCAGAUUGCAAAGGGAAUGAUGUACCUGGAAGAAAGACGGCUUGUUCAUCGGGAUCUAGCAGCCCGUAAUGUCUUAGUGAAAUCUCCAAAUCACGUGAAAAUCACAGAUUUUGGACUAGCCCGACUCUUGGAAGGAGAUGAAAAAGAGUACAAUGCUGAUGGUGGCAAGAUGCCAAUUAAGUGGAUGGCUCUGGAAUGUAUACAUUAUAGAAAAUUCACUCAUCAAAGCGAUGUUUGGAGUUAUGGUGUCACUAUAUGGGAACUGAUGACCUUUGGAGGAAAACCCUAUGAUGGAAUCCCAACCCGAGAAAUCCCUGACUUAUUGGAGAAAGGCGAGCGUUUGCCUCAGCCCCCCAUCUGCACGAUUGACGUUUACAUGGUCAUGGUGAAAUGUUGGAUGAUCGAUGCUGACAGCAGACCUAAAUUCAAGGAAUUGGCUGCUGAGUUUUCAAGGAUGGCUAGAGACCCUCAAAGAUACCUAGUUAUUCAGGGUGAUGAUCGUAUGAAGCUUCCCAGUCCAAAUGACAGCAAAUUCUUCCAGAAUCUCUUGGAUGAAGAGGAUUUGGAAGAUAUGAUGGAUGCUGAAGAAUACUUGGUUCCCCAGGCUUUCAACAUCCCUCCUCCCAUCUACACAUCCAGAGCAAGAAUUGACUCCAACAGGAGUGAAAUUGGACACAGCCCUCCUCCUGCCUACACCCCCAUGUCGGGAAAUCAGUUUGUGUACCAGGACGGGGGCUUUGCCGCACAGCAAGGAAUGCCUGUGCCCUACAGAGCCACAACCAGCACCAUACCGGAAGCUCCCGUCACUCAGGGUGCGACAGCUGAGAUGUUUGAUGACUCCUGCUGUAAUGGUACCCUACGCAAGCCAGUGGCACCCCAUGUCCAAGAGGACAGCAGCACCCAGAGGUACAGCGCUGACCCCACAGUGUUUGCCCCAGAACGGAACCCACGCGGAGAACUGGAUGAAGAAGGCUACAUGACCCCUAACAAGCCCAAACAAGAAUAUCUGAAUCCUGUGGAAGAGAACCCUUUUGUGUCACGGAGAAAGAAUGGAGACCUUCAAGCUUUAGAUAAUCCGGAAUAUCACAGCGCUUCCAGCGGUCCAGCCAAGGCCGAGGAUGAGUACGUCAAUGAGCCACUCUAUCUCAACACCUUCGCUAACGCCUUGGGGAACGCGGAGUACAUGAAGAACAGCGUACUGUCAGUGCCAGAGAAAGCCAAGAAAGCGUUUGACAACCCCGACUACUGGAACCACAGCCUACCACCCCGGAGCACUCUUCAGCACCCAGACUACCUGCAGGAAUACAGCACAAAAUAUUUUUAUAAACAGAAUGGACGGAUCCGCCCUAUUGUGGCAGAGAAUCCCGAGUACCUCUCUGAGUUCACACUGAAGCCAGGCACCAUGCUGCCCCCUCCACCCUACAGACACCGGAAUACUGUGGUGUGAGCUCAGCUGGGGUGUUAGGCGGAGAGACACGCCCACUCCAUUUCCCCUUUCCCCUCCUCUUUCUCUGGUGGUCUUCCUUCUUCUCCUGAGGCCAGUAGUUUUGACACUUCCCAGUGGAAGACAUAGAGACAGAGACGCGAUGAUAGUUCUGUGCUUACCUAAACUUGAACUUUAGAAAGGAAGGCUGGAAGAGAAAGACAGGAGGGCACACACUGUUUCUUCAUUUCUUCAUAUGGGUUGGUCGACAGAGUGUCGGUCAGAGCUAGAGGAGGUCUAGGAAAUAUAAGGCAAUACUGCCUGCUGUCGAAGAGUCCCAAUUUGUUCCCUUUGCACACACAC
Acomys russatus (golden spiny mouse) is the source of this 5042-nucleotide messenger RNA. RefSeq names its product erb-b2 receptor tyrosine kinase 4 (gene Erbb4). Gene Ontology annotation, cellular component: signaling receptor complex; basal plasma membrane. NCBI's taxonomy places the organism in Eukaryota, Metazoa, Chordata, Mammalia, Rodentia, Muridae. Gene Ontology annotation, biological process: cell surface receptor protein tyrosine kinase signaling pathway; multicellular organism development; protein phosphorylation. Gene Ontology annotation, molecular function: epidermal growth factor receptor binding; ATP binding; transmembrane receptor protein tyrosine kinase activity. The record is from RefSeq and is a predicted model, not a curated record. The transcript has 28 exons. Bases 783 to 4703 code for a protein of 1306 amino acids.